Messenger RNA from Dibothriocephalus latus, 222 nucleotides. Lineage: Eukaryota; Metazoa; Platyhelminthes; Cestoda; Diphyllobothriidea; Diphyllobothriidae. The record is from the annotation of a GenBank genome assembly.
AUGGAAUAUUUUUGCAAGUUUGGAGCAAUUGAGCAGAUCCUGCUGGUCAAGCCUAACGACGAUACACACGAAGGUCCUGCCACCGGAUAUGUAUACUUCGCAGAAGCAAGUGCUAUUGAGAAAGUUGUGACAUCGGGUCCUCAUACCAUUGGAAAUGCCCAGCUGGUGAUUAGGCCCAUGCGCAAGGGUGAUCCGCACACGGAGGAGAGUUGGGAGCUGUGA